This is a messenger RNA of Empidonax traillii (willow flycatcher), 1039 nucleotides long. Its product is annotated as maestro heat-like repeat-containing protein family member 2A. The record is from RefSeq and is a predicted model, not a curated record. Gene Ontology annotation, cellular component: cytoplasm. The transcript has 8 exons. Lineage: Eukaryota; Metazoa; Chordata; Aves; Passeriformes; Tyrannidae. The coding region runs from base 1 to 969 and encodes 322 amino acids.
AUGCUGCAGAAGAUCUUGGAGGAGUUUUCCAGCCUGCUGCGCAGACACUGCUUCUGCUGCUCGGCAGAAGGGCCCCACACCCACCCCAUGGCUUCAUCCUCCAGGAAGGCUGAGCUGCAGGAUUUGGCUGACAAGCCCCAUGUGGAGAGCCAUCAGGGCUGUCCCAAUGUGGUGACAGCCAGGUUGCUGCUGGAAGGCCUCGUCAGGCUGUCACAGAGAGCCGAGAUGGCAAGAAACAUUGAACUCUUCCUGCCGGGCAUGUUCAAGAUCCUGCAAGUUGGUGGGAAAGAAGCCAAGAUGAAGACCCUGCUGGCCUUGCGAAAUGUCCUGAAGAAGGGUCAGCUGAAGAAGACAAAGGCCAGCUUCAUCGCCGUGCAGCUUGUGGGGAGGCUCCUGCCCCUCUUUGACUCGGAGUGCAGCGAGCUGCGAGAGCUGUCCAUCUGCACGUUCACAGAGCUGCUGGCGUUAGUUGUUCGGAGGGAUGAGAAGAGGAUGAGGAAGGAGGUGUGGCGGGCACUGGUGCCGCUCCUCUUCCGUGUGAGCGACCAGGUCCCCAGCGUGGCCAAGGCCUCCAGGGAAGCCCUUCUUGCUGCCGCAGAGCUGCUGAGGUGGAAGACACUCAAGCACCUGCUGCAGAGAGAACGCCUGUGGGAGCUUGGAGUGUGCUUGCUGCAGAAGAGCAGGAGCAGGGCUGAAGAUUUCAUCCAUCAGAGCCUGCCAUACCUGCAGGACCCUCAGGCCAACGUGCGCCUGGCGGCCGUCAGGUUCAUCGGACUCCUCACACGGCACCUGAGGGACGAGGCCAUGGAGAGUCAGGCUGAGAUCCUGAGCGCCCUUCAGCCCUUGGAGACAGACUGGGACAUCUCUGUCAGCUCUCUGGCAGCUCAGACAACCGUGUUUCUCAGGAGUCCUUGUGUAUACCAAAGACCAAGAGGCCUUCUGCAAGCGCUGCGCUGCUGCUUGCCCUGAGCCUGGCAGAGGUGCAGCGUGCCUUGGCUAAAGGACUGGGGGUGAAUAAAGCUGUAACAACGUGCCCAAA